GGCACUCACCAUGACCGCGACCACGACCUUCGCCGGCUACCACGCCAUCGCGCUGCCGCUGGCGCACAGCUCGUUCCGGCGCUUCAUCUACGCCAAGCAGCACGACGCCAAGCCCGGCGCGCACGCCGAGUCGGUGCUGGCCGCGGGCCGCACCGCGUACCUCGUGAACCUGCCGGCCGCCGCGUCGGAGGAAUGGCUGCGCGCGUGCCUGGAGCCGCUGGGCGCCAUCCAGCACGUGGUGGCCGGCACCGGAGGCCUCAUGGACGCUGAAGGACAGGACGAAGAUGUUACAGUGGACGACGUGGCCGCGCGCACGGCGCACGUGGUGUUUAAAGCUCCGGAGUCGCUGGACAAGAUGCUGCAGGUGGACACUCUGGAGACGCCCGCGCCGGGCCGGCCCUGUGGACUGCAAGGCUACGCGGCCGCGUACCGCCGCAACCGCCCCGGCCUGUCGGUCAUCAAGGAGCUGGCGGACCGCUACAUGGCCUCGUUCGACGAGAUGGAGGACGAGGACAAGCGCAGACGCGAGGAGCUCAAGAACCAGGUGGACGACGACGGCUUCGUGACGGUCGUCAACACCAAGAAGCGCGGUAUCGUGCAGGCCGAGGAGGUGCUGGCCAAGCCCGCCAAGAAGCAGAAGAGCAAGGAGAUGGACAAUUUCUACAGGUUCCAGACGCGCGAGAAGAAGCGAGACCAGCUGAAGACGCUGCGCGAACGCUUCGAGGAGGACCGCCAGUUGGUGGAGAAGAUGAAGAAGGCCAAUAAGUUCCGACCCGAGUAA
Phytophthora sojae is the source of this 781-nucleotide messenger RNA. RefSeq lists its product as hypothetical. Lineage: Eukaryota; Oomycota; Peronosporomycetes; Peronosporales; Peronosporaceae. The coding region runs from base 11 to 781 and encodes 256 amino acids. The record is from RefSeq and is a predicted model, not a curated record. Gene Ontology annotation, cellular component: CURI complex; UTP-C complex. Gene Ontology annotation, biological process: rRNA processing; ribosomal small subunit assembly. The transcript is spliced from 3 exons.